This is a messenger RNA of Saccharomyces cerevisiae S288C, 1131 nucleotides long. RefSeq names its product Mid2p (gene MID2). Gene Ontology annotation, cellular component: plasma membrane; cell periphery; membrane. The record is from RefSeq and is marked reviewed. The transcript has a single exon. The coding region runs from base 1 to 1131 and encodes 376 amino acids. NCBI's taxonomy places the organism in Eukaryota, Fungi, Ascomycota, Saccharomycetes, Saccharomycetales, Saccharomycetaceae.
AUGUUGUCUUUCACAACCAAGAAUAGUUUCCGCUUAUUACUUUUAAUACUGUCAUGCAUAUCGACGAUACGCGCACAAUUUUUCGUGCAAUCAUCAUCUUCGAAUUCUUCAGCAGUAUCUACUGCACGUUCUUCCGUAAGUAGAGUUAGUUCUUCAAGUUCCAUUUUGUCAUCCAGUAUGGUUUCUUCCUCAAGUGCUGACUCAUCUUCCCUUACUUCAUCGACAUCAAGUAGGUCCCUCGUGUCACAUACGAGUUCGUCUACCAGCAUUGCCUCCAUAUCGUUCACAUCAUUCAGUUUCUCAUCAGAUUCAAGCACCAGCAGCUCUUCCUCUGCUUCUUCAGAUUCUUCAUCCUCCUCAUCCUUUUCCAUCUCUUCGACAUCCGCAACUUCUGAAUCAUCGACGUCUUCUACGCAAACGUCAACAUCAUCUUCAUCCUCACUGUCGUCAACGCCGUCCUCUUCAUCAUCCCCAUCAACAAUCACUUCUGCACCUUCAACCUCCUCCACACCAUCCACUACUGCCUAUAAUCAAGGAAGCACUAUCACCAGUAUUAUUAACGGUAAGACGAUUCUCUCAAAUCAUUAUACUACCGUUACGUACACACCAUCAGCAACCGCUGAUUCAAGCAAUAAAUCCAAAAGUUCGGGUCUUUCUAAAAAAAAUAGAAACAUCGUCAUUGGUUGUGUGGUUGGUAUUGGUGUACCACUGAUUCUGGUGAUACUGGCUUUAAUUUACAUGUUUUGUAUCCAAUCAUCAAGGACGGACUUUAUUGACUCAGAUGGUAAGGUCGUUACGGCAUAUAGAGCUAACAAAUUUACGAAAUGGUGGUAUAUGCUUUUGGGUAAGAAAGUUAGUGAUGAAUACCACUCCGAUUCACCAUUAGGUGGUAGUGCAUCGUCCGCAGGUGGUUUAGACCUAGAUGAAGCAGAUGAUGUGAUGGAGCAAAGCUCCCUUUUCGACGUCAGAAUAAGAGAUAGCGAUAGCGUAUUACCAAACGCCAACACCGCCGACCAUAAUAAUACCAAUAGCGGUGGAGAGCCUAUAAAUAGUAGCGUUGCGUCAAAUGACAUAAUAGAAGAAAAAUUCUAUGAUGAACAAGGUAACGAAUUAUCACCACGAAAUUAUUAA